GUUUCGCGUGCGAGUGACAGGCCAUGCUUCCACCUGGUACUGCUCUACCGUUGGGGACUCCGGUCCCAGGCUGUGCUUCCGGUGCUUCCGGUGCUUCCGUUGCUGGCGGCCGGAGCUUUUGCCGGCUACCUUGUCCAAGCCCACCCCGGACAGCAACAACAGCAGCCGAUGUUUACCACCAGCCCUCCGCCGGAGACGCAGGUGUACGACCCGGCUGUGUUAAAGACGAAGCUGGAGGCAGUGCAGACGGAGGGAAAGAUACUUGAAGACGUGGUGGAGGAGGUGGUGAGAACGUGCGCCAUCGAAGGGGUUGUCCUUUCUACCGCGAAGUCGACGAGGUGUCGCGACGGCGGAACGGAUCGUGUGGACAUGAAGAAGCUGAUUUGUACUCGAGGCGGGGGUAGCCGGCAACUGGAGCACGAAGCCAGGCUUGACACCGAACCUGGGGUAAUACGGCGGAACAGGAAAGGAAGCGCGAGGACUGGUUGUCAGUUUGAGGUUAGCGUCCGGCACGCGAAGUCCCACCCUCGGCCCAAGAUUACCAACAUGAAGCUCGGGCACAACCACGUAGUCGACCGCCAGGCUAUGGCCGUGAAGCUCCGCCUCGCCGGAAAGCUAACGGAGGAGCAGCGGGGACAAGUGGAGAAGAUGACAAGUAAGGGGAUGAAGCCCAAAGCUGUGCAUGAAGCAAUCCAGGCGUUACACGAGGACAGCGACAUCGAGAUCAACAGGCGCGCGGUGCAGAACGUGGCUGCCAGUGUGCAUGGGGCGGAGAAGCCGAGGGAUGCUGCCGAUGCAUACGAAGAGGUCAUGGCCGUCACUGCCGACGGCGGAGUGUGCGAGAUCAAGAUGGAUGACAGCGGCCGCCUGACGCAUAUCUGGUGGCAAACGAGAGAGCAGGUGGCGCUUUGGAAUCGGUACCGCAUGCCCCUCGGCGUGCUCGCCGUCAUCGAUUCGGAGUAUCGGACGCGAAUCGUCGGCCAAAGCAUAACGGCGGACACCACAACGAACACUUUCGUGUGGAUGUUGAAGAGUGCGUUGAGGUCUCGCGGAGGGAAGCAGCCAGAUAUCUUCAUCCAGGACGCGGAGGUGGCCAUGACGGCGGCGGUGCGCGAGGUGUUCCCGGACGCGCUGGCGAGGCGCUGCUUAUGGCGCCUCUACCAACACAUCAUGAAGGCCCUCGCUAAAGACCUUGGCGGGCAGAUGAAGGCGCGUCCCGUGCCCACAGAAAAAGCAGCACCAGCAGCACCAGCAGCAGGUCGCCGGUAG
Molecule: messenger RNA, 1269 nt
Organism: Ectocarpus sp. CCAP 1310/34
Lineage: Eukaryota; Phaeophyceae; Ectocarpales; Ectocarpaceae
Source: the annotation of a GenBank genome assembly